This is a messenger RNA of Phaeoacremonium minimum UCRPA7, 270 nucleotides long. RefSeq lists its product as hypothetical. NCBI's taxonomy places the organism in Eukaryota, Fungi, Ascomycota, Sordariomycetes, Togniniales, Togniniaceae. The transcript is spliced from 2 exons. The coding region runs from base 1 to 270 and encodes 89 amino acids. The record is from RefSeq and is a predicted model, not a curated record.
AUGUCUCCAAUCGUCGCUCGUGCUGCCAUCCGCGCCGCUGGCCGAAGACAAUUCUCCGUCAUGCGAUCCAUGAGGAACUUUGCUCGCUCCUUCGAGGCUCAUCCCUUUGAGAGGAUGCCCGUCACAUCAAACUCCCAGGCUGCUGAUUGGGGCAAGCAAUUCAAGAGAGUUGGCUCGCAAGCUCUGAUCUACGUCCCAGGCUUCGCACUCAUCCUUGGCUGGCCAGCCAUCUUUAAGACCGUCCUCGACGGCCACAUGGGUCAAUACUAG